Hipposideros armiger (great roundleaf bat) is the source of this 2287-nucleotide messenger RNA. It is a transcript of the gene EFHD2, whose product is annotated as EF-hand domain family member D2. Bases 98 to 826 code for a protein of 242 amino acids. Lineage: Eukaryota; Metazoa; Chordata; Mammalia; Chiroptera; Hipposideridae. Gene Ontology annotation, molecular function: calcium ion binding. The record is from RefSeq and is a predicted model, not a curated record. The transcript has 4 exons.
GCGCGGGGAGUGUCAGGAAGAGGAAGAGCGCGGCCAGAGGCCGUGCGGGCGCGCGGAGAGCAGGGGCCGCGCCGAGGGGAGCGCCGCGCGGGCCACCAUGGCCACGGACGAGCUGGCCAGCAAGCUGAGCCGGCGGCUGCAGAUGGAGGAGGAGGGCGAGGGCGGCGGCGACUCCGCGGAGCAGCCCGGCCUGAACGGGGCCGCGGCGGCUGCGCCUGGGGCGCCCGACGAGGCGGCGGAGGCGCUGGGCAGCGCGGACGGCGAGCUGAGCGCCAAGCUGCUGCGGCGCGCAGACCUCAACCAGGGCAUCGGCGAGCCCCAGUCGCCCAGCCGCCGCGUCUUCAACCCCUACACCGAGUUCAAGGAGUUCUCCAGGAAGCAGAUCAAGGACAUGGAGAAGAUGUUCAAGCAGUACGAUGCUGGCCGGGAUGGAUUCAUCGACCUAAUGGAGCUAAAGCUCAUGAUGGAGAAACUUGGAGCGCCCCAGACCCACCUGGGCCUGAAAAACAUGAUUAAGGAGGUGGAUGAGGACUUUGACAGCAAGCUCAGCUUCCGGGAGUUCCUCCUGAUUUUCCGCAAGGCGGCGGCUGGGGAGCUGCAGGAGGACAGCGGGCUGCACGUGCUCGCCCGCCUCUCCGAGAUUGAUGUCUCCACCGAGGGCGUCAAAGGGGCCAAGAGCUUCUUUGAGGCCAAGGUGCAGGCCAUCAACGUGUCCAGCCGCUUCGAGGAAGAAAUCAAAGCUGAGCAGGAGGAGAAGAAGAAGCAGGCGGAGGAGAUGAAGCAGCGGAAAGCGGCCUUCAAGGAGCUGCAGUCCACCUUCAAGUAGCGAGGGGCUGCGGCCCGACCAGCGCCCGGUCCGGCCAGCGAGAGUGGGUGAGGGUGGGCAAACUGGGGGCCGAGCCUGACUCCUGGGCUCCGUCUGAAGGGACCAUACUAAACACCUACAAAUGUCUGUGAGCACAGCCAAGUUGCGCGGUCUCACAGAAGUGGCCCAGCCUCCGCCUCGCUCCCCGCUGCAGUUCCUGAGGCCGCGACACCAGCGCUGGCUCCCUGCCUGGCCCAGCCCUCCCUGAUGCCCCUAAGUCUCUCUUGGACCCCUGGCUGCGCCCUGCCUGCUCCAGCGCUGCUCCCUGCCCAUGUGCCUGCCCUCCACACCCACCCCUCUCCUCCCCUGCGCCUCUCCCUUCUCCCUUUCACCUCCUCCAUGCCCAGAAACCGCCUGCCCUUCACCCACAGGCUACACUGCCCUGGGACACUCAGCCCCUUCCUAGACUGGGGGAGCGACAGAUGGCAAAGAUUGCGGCUGGCUCUGUAGAGGGGGACCUAAGGAGCUGAUCAGAGUCACAAGGGUGCCCCACCCCCAGCACCUGUUUCCGCAGCGCUGCCUCUCCUCCACUGGAGAUGGGGGCAAGGGGCUGGGGGGAAGCUUCUAUUGUUGUGAAGGGACCGAGGCCCUGGCACCCCACGCAACCCCAGCUCUCUGGGGCCCAGCCAGGCAGGGGGAGGGGACGCUGUGUCAAUCUACCUCAUGGGCCCACACUCUCCCAGCCAUGCCAUGGACCAUGGGCAGGGGAGGCUCUGGGGGCAGAGACACUACUCCCUGUUCCCCCUGGGACAACUUGAGGGUCUCGGGGGUGCUGGAGAGAGCAGCGUGGAGAGGAGGGAUUGACCCCUUCAAUAGGGAAGGAAAUCGGCACCGUGUUCGUUCUGCAGGAGGCGACCAAGAAGUGCUUUAUGCAGUUUGUGCGACCAGGCAGUGGGGAGCAGGGGACCUCGCUCGGCCCUUUCACACCAUCCUUACCCAAGUGACAUUCCCCACCUUGUCACCAGUGACAGGACUUGUCCAUCACACCCACCCCCCGAGGAAGCAUGGGGACCCCAGCAUUCCCCGUGUCCCUGGCCCAGCCCUGCACAGCUCCCAUGUGCUUACUGACGUGUGUGCGUGUCUGUGUGUGUGUGUGUCUGUCUCUUAUCGUGAAACUGUGCCCGUCACCCAGUCCAAACAAAUGAGUGGCCAUCGAGGCCACAGUUAUGCAACUUUCGACGUUCGCGUAUGUCAUGACAGCGUCACUGCUUUUUAAAUUCAAUAACUUUAUUUUAGUAAAACGCCCCCAAGAGUCUAUGAAACCCCCAUUGGACUUGCAGAGGUUUUAUUUUUUUGGCCUUAGAAUCUGCAGAAAUUAGGAGGUACUGGCCCCAGUGCGUGCAGCAACCUUGGCCCUGGAUUGCAUUUGCCUUAGGGGAUAUGUUUAUACAGAUGAAUAUAAAAAAGUUCUUUUUCUUUCGG